Molecule: messenger RNA, 2167 nt
Organism: Mytilinidion resinicola
Lineage: Eukaryota; Fungi; Ascomycota; Dothideomycetes; Mytilinidiales; Mytilinidiaceae
Exons: 1
Coding region: 8-1903 (631 amino acids)
Cellular component (GO): cytosol; endoplasmic reticulum
Molecular function (GO): protein binding
Source: RefSeq, a predicted model, not a curated record
CCCAGUCAUGGCGCAGCCUUCUCUCCACCAGCGGCUCCUCCGCGACAUCGCCGAGCUCCAAAAAGAGCCAUACACUCAUUUCUCUACCCACAUCAACGAUAAGGACCUUACGAAGAUCUGCCUGAUCCUGAAGCCGGAAGGAUCCCGAGCACUCCAUCUCACUGUCGAGAUCCCGCCGGAUUAUCCACUCAUUGCCCCCAGAGUCUCUAUGCAGUCCUUGGUCGUGCACCCGAACGUCUUCCGGGAGUACAUCUGCGCAUCGAUUCUGAACACGGAGGAGGGAUGGACGCCCGCGUACACGCUGAAGGCGAUCUGCAUCCAGCUUCUGAGCUUCUUCUCCGGAGGCACCAUCGAGCAGGAAUACGGUGGACGAGUUGACUUGAAAGACUACCAGGCGCAGGCAGAAUAUAACAUGCGGCGCUGGGGAGUCGAGAACAAGUCCACGAAACACAAGUGCGACGAGUGCGGAUUUGGAAAGUCACGACCAGUUGACAGCAGCGUUGCCGACCAGCUAGCUAGUCUCACUCUUUCCAGCGGGCGUCCAAGGGCCAAGGCAUCUAACGACAAAGCGAAGAAGACCCGAAACCGCCUUCUAGAGUUGCCAAUUGAGCUGCUCUUGCAGGUCGUAGAGGGAUUGGAUACCGAGGCCCUACUUAAACUGUCGAAGACUUUCCCGGAGGUUAAAGCAGUCCUCGAAUCUAACGACUGCAUCCGCCUCCGAGAGUUGCAAUGCUUCACCCUCAGGGAGAGCUUUAUGGAUGCGAAGCUUGGCGUUGGCGUUGCAAUCCUGCACCAAGGAAAGGAAGGAAAGUUUGCAUCCGAGUUCGAGCUACUCAGCCGAGAGGCUUUUGUGAAGUACAAGAUCCGCAAAUCCAUCCACGGCGUGGCCUUCGACCAUUGGCUGCCUCUGCCGAUCCACCGUCGACAUUGGCACGCAGUGAAGCUGGACGUCAACGCCACGCUUGAACUGCUUUCCCGCAAGGCGACUCUGAGCAAGGUCUUCCCGGAGUACGUGCUGUAUCACUUCAUGAACAACAUCGUCGUUCAAUUCAGCCAGGACGCGGAGUCGGUUAGCAGGAAGAGCACUUUGAACCAUGCCUCUGAGAAGGCUGUGGAGGCAUACUUCGCCCUCUUCCACUUGCUACUCUGCCUCGCGACCGAGAACCAGCAAAUUAUUCGGGACGCAAACCGAAUGAUUGAUGGGUUUCUUGGAGGCGCUACUUCGAAGGACAAGUUUCCCAACCUUGGUCUCCUUCUAGUCGCUGCUUUGAUCUCCGACCAAGGCCUUACAAAGGAGCUCAGUCUUGCCGUCAUCAAGGAAGCCGCCUUGCGCAACGUCGUCUGGAUGCUAGAUAGGAAAGGAGCCGGAAGGGCAGAGCUGGCCUACAUCGAGCCUGAAUCAAGCUCGAAUUACCGCCUAGAUAAGACCUUUGAAGCUUCCACGACGUCCUACCGCCUCCUGAUGUUCCUCAAUCUCUUCUACAAGACAGCUCGCAAGUCUGGCAAGCUGGAGGACCUUCGCGAGCAGAUGUUCGACAACCACGGCGCGCCUCCUCAAGGCACUGCGGAGCGGAUGGCCAAGCAAAUUCGUGAAAUUCGUGAAGUAAAGAACUUCCCUACAUUCUUGACGAACAUGGGCUUGGCUACCCCAACGAAAGAUGGGUUUGUGGGCUUCUUGAAGCGGACUAUCACGGAUAGCGUUGCGGCUGGAUACUCGUCUGAACCCCUCACGCAGUCCCAGCUGUAUGCGAUGAGAUGUCAGGUUGAGCCAGGUAUCGGGUUGGCUCCGGGUGUUGCACCAAGCGUGGGCGCGCCGUCUCCGUUGACGAUGAUGACUGUUUCUUUCUUUCCUGGACGCCAGAAGUCGAAUGGUCCUCGGAACGGGCAGCGAGGGAGGCGUUGAAAAUGGAAGCCUGAUUGAUGUCUUUGGGAGAGAUCGAUGUGGUUUCUAGUCCGUCAAGGCUCCCGUUUUCUUUUCAUAUUGUUCCUGGGCGCAUUGCUUGUGCUAUAGGGUUCUUGGGUAAGAAUCCUAGGCUGAAGGCCUCUUGGAUUUGGAUAUGGUUCUUCUCUAUUUUUCACUGUGCGUUUAGUGAUGAGCUUGCUUUUGUGGAGGAGGACCCUUUAGAUAGCGGUUAGUACACACAACCUGAUCGACAUCAUUGAUUAA